Messenger RNA from Neospora caninum, 3903 nucleotides. Its product is annotated as Predicted P-loop ATPase fused to an acetyltransferase (ISS), related. Gene Ontology annotation, molecular function: tRNA binding; 18S rRNA cytidine N-acetyltransferase activity; ATP binding. Gene Ontology annotation, cellular component: 90S preribosome; nucleolus. Lineage: Eukaryota; Apicomplexa; Conoidasida; Eucoccidiorida; Sarcocystidae. The transcript is spliced from 13 exons. The coding region runs from base 1 to 3903 and encodes 1300 amino acids. The record is from RefSeq and is a predicted model, not a curated record. Gene Ontology annotation, biological process: rRNA acetylation involved in maturation of SSU-rRNA.
AUGAGGAAGCGCGUGGAUCCGCGCGUGCGGACGCUCGUGGAGAACUGCAUCCACCUCGGCCAGCGUUCGUUCUUCGUCAUCAUCGGCGACAGGGGCUCUGAGCAAGUGGUCAAUCUGCACUACCUCCUCCACCGCUACUUCCCCGCCCAGAAACCGUCCGUUUUGUGGUGUUACAAGAAGGACUUGGGCUUCUCUUCCCACCGUCGGAAGCGCGCGAAGCAGGUGAAGAAGAAGAUCCAGCGCGGGCUGUAUGACCCGAACAUCGAUGACCCCUUCGAGCUCUUCAUGUCCUCCACGAACGUCCGGUUCUGCUACUACAAAGACACACACACGGUGCUCGGGUCCACGGUGGGCAUGUGCAUUCUCCAGGACUUCGAGGCCAUCACCCCCAACAUCCUCUGCCGAACUGUGGAAACCGUCCAGGGCGGAGGCAUCAUCUGCCUUCUGCUCCGCUCGUUCGCCUCCCUCCAGCAACUCUACGACCUCAGCAUGGACAUCCACGGCAGAUUCAAAACCGAGCGUUUCAGCCAAGUGAAGCCUCGCUUCAACGAGCGGUUCAUCCUCUCCCUGGCCCGGUGUCGGAACUGCUUGAUUGUCGACGACGAGUUGAACGUGCUGCCGCUCACGACCUUCUCCCAAACGCUGCGCCCGCUGAAAGGCUCCAAGAGCGAGACUGGUGACGAGUCUCCCAAGGGCGUCGCGGCCGAUUCCGAAGCGCUCCUCGAGAAGAAGAAGAUGAGCGAGGAGCUAGAGUGCCUGAAGCGCGACUUCAAGGAGACACCGCCCGUCGGGCCCCUAAUCAACCUCUGUCUCUCGGUCGACCAGGCGAAGGCCGUGCUCGCCUUCCUCGACUGUCUCGCCUCGCAGGCGAGUGGCAAGUCGAAGGCAAACGGCGGCGCCUCAGAGCAGAACGGAGGCAAACUGGCGACGCAGCUCCACCAAACCUUUGCACUCACCGCCGCCAGAGGCCGAGGAAAAAGCGCCGCGCUAGGCAUUGCCGUCGCGGCUGCCGUCGCCUACGACUACACAAACAUCUUCGUCUCUGCACCAUCGCCAGAAAACGUCAAGACACUCUUUGACUUCGUCAUCAAAGGUCUCGCCGCGCUCGGCCUCAAAGAACAUCUCGACUUCAGCGUCACACGCGAGGACACCGGACUCGCGACAACGGCUCACGCCUCGCGCAGCAGCGGCGUCUCUCCGUCGGAAGGCAACUCGAGUCGCGGUGCCAGUCGGCUUAUCACCGGAGUCGAAGUUCACAGAGGCCACAAACAAACUGUCACCUUCGUUACUCCCGACAAACGCGAAAGUCUCGCACAUGCCGACUUGCUGGUGAUUGACGAAGCCGCUUCCAUUCCACUUCCCAUUGUCAAGUCGCUCUUUGGGCCGUACGUCGUUCUUCUUUCCUCGACUGUCCACGGCUACGAGGGAACGGGGCGUGCACUCUCGCUCAAGCUUCUUCAAGAUUUAAAACAAAACAAAUUCUCCUCGUUGAGCAACAACCCAAAAGGUGGUUUCCUCGCCAGGAGUUUGAAACAGCUAACGCUCACCACUCCCAUCCGCUAUUCCAUGGGAGACGGAGUGGAAGCUUGGCUCCACGACCUCCUCUGUCUCGGAGCAACUGAACCGCCGAAACUCUCUGAAGCUGCGCUGCCGCCAGCUUCCAAGUGCGACUUGUACUUGGUCGACCGGGAUGCUCUCUUUUCGUACCACGACGCAUCCGAGGCGUUCCUCCACAACCUUCUCUCGCUGUUUGUCUCUUCGCACUACAAAAACAGCCCCAACGAUUUGAUGUUGAUGGCUGACGCUCCUGCACACCUCCUCUUUGCUCUUCUGCCUCCCGUUGACGAACAGACGGCGACCGUCCCCGAUAUCUACUGCGCGAUUCAGGUUUCGAUCGAAGGACAUCUGUCCAAACAAGCGAUUCAGCAGGCUCUCGGGCGUGGUAUGCGACCGUCCGGGGAUCUCAUCCCGUGGACGCUGGCACAACAGUUUGCCGAUGAGGACUUUGGCGCCUUGACUGGAGCGCGAGUCGUCCGAAUCGCCUGCCAUCCCUCGCUGCAGCGGCUCGGGUACGGCACGGCUGCACUUCAGCAGCUGAUGGACUUUUUCGAGAUGAAAGGCGUGACCCUGAGCGACGAAGGCAAGAACGCGCUCUCGAGCUCCCGUCUCUCCGAACCGCAAGCACUCGCCGAAGACGAAGAGGAAGACGAAGAGGAGGAAGAGGAGGGAGAUGAGGAGGAAGAUGAGGAAGGAGAUGAGGAGGAAGAUGAGGAAGGAGAGGAAGAAGAGAUGAAGGUGAAGGACGGCAAGGCAACGAAGGGGGACGAGAAGGCAAAGAGAGAGCGGAAAGAUGCGUCUGUAGCUUCCGCUUCAGAUUCGCCGUCGGAAGUCGCAAAAGUGUGGACGAAAAAGUCGUUAAGGCCGCGUCCAGCGCCUCCACUGCUCUCGCCCUGUCGCUCGACUCGCCCCGACUUCAGCAUCGAUUAUUUCGGAGUGGCGUUUGGCCUCUCUGCUCCCUUGCUCCGCUUCUGGACGCGCCGGAGUUUCGUGCCCGUUUACAUGCGGCAGACAGUCACAGACGUCACUGGCGAGUUCAGCUGCAUCCUGCUGAGGCCUGCCGAAAUCGAAGGCGGCCUGUGGAGCGCAAAAGAACGGAAAGGAGACUCGGGAGAAGCCGAGGCAGCGGUCGACGAGGAGAACCUGCGGAAGAAGAACCGAUGGCAAGGCAUCGAAACCGACCGACCUGCAAACGAGGCAAGGCAUCACACAAAACGGGGGGGGGGGGGGGGGGGAGCGCAGGCAUACACAGGCGUCGGGAAAUCGAGAGCGCGGCAGACAACGCGAAAAGAAGCCGGACGAAGAGAAACAGGAUGGCGGGGCCUGGGGCAGCCUGCCGGCAGAGAAGCCAGCAAGAAGUCCUCGCGCGGGCUCGUAGGACGCCGCGGCGGCGCGUGGCUGUCAGCCUUUGCAUGCGACUUCCGCGCGCGUUUCCUCCAGCUCCUCGGAGGCGCCUUCAGACGGCUGCCUUCUUCCCUCGCUCUUUGCCUGGUCACGUGCUCGUCUCGAUCCCCGGACCACGCAGAGACUCCCGGAAGCUCCGGCGAAGGGGCGGUCUUCCCUCCGCUGUCUCUCGCAAAUCUGCCAAACUUUUUUUCCGGCCACGACCUCGGGCGUCUCCGCAAGUACGCGCAACAGCUCGCCGACUUGCCGCUGAUUUUGGAUCUCCUGCCCUCCCUCGCAAGUCUCUUCUUCAACGGCCGGUUCCCUCCACUCGCUGCCUCCUCAGUGAACCUCUCGCACCUCCAGCAAGUCGUCCUCCUCGCCGUCGGCCUUCAAAGGAAAACGCCCGACGACGUCUCGACCGAGUUCAACAUCCCACCAAAUCAGACCUUGGCACUCCUCAACAAGGCCGUUCAUAAGUUUGUUGGAUUCUUCCAGAAACUGCACGAAGCGCAAGUCGAAGAGGAAGUGGAGUCGCAGUGGGGGCUGCGCCCAGCAGCCUCCCGGCGGCUCGUCGUUGAGGGCGGCGGAGCACUCCUCGGGGAGUUGCCUGCGCAGAGCUUCGCUGAGGAGCUUGCAGAAGGCGCGAAGAAAGUGAAGCGGCAACAGAAGAUCGAGCUGAAGAACCUCCUCGACGCUCUCGGCGGCGAAGAAGCCAUGAAGGAACAUUCGAUGGACGCGUACAACGAAGAAGACUUCAACGCCGCAGUCGGCGCAGGCCGCGCCCUCCAAGGCAGUUCCGCGUCACGCGUCUUCUCGUUGAAGCGGAAGAACCCGAACAAGGGACAGAAAAGUGGCGCGCCCGGAGAGAAGGAAGGCGACGGAGGCGAGAAAAAGAAAAAGCCGAAACACGGCUUCGGGUCGAAAGACAAAAACAAGCACAAAGUCUAUGCAAAUCGAUAA